UCGACAUGUUUAUUUCUCUACGGCGUAGUUUCUCUCUGACGUCUCAUCUGUUGGCUGGUUAUCAGAUAUCUGCUGUAUGUGCUAGAGAGUGUCAGAGCUCAGAUUACUCUGUAGCGGUGGAGCAGAAAGCAGGGCACAAAUAUGAAGGAGAGCAGUGGAAUUGGUCUGGCGUGGAAAGUGCUGCUGCUGGUGGGGUUGUGUGCACUGCUGCUCCUCAGCUCAGGAGCUUCAGUGUUCCUGCUAGUUCGACAGAAAGAGCUGACGGGUGAGCUAGUGAGGCUGGACGCACAGAUGCAAGAGCUGUCACAGAGCUGCAGGCUGCGGGCGGGGGUCCUGAACCAAGACCCUGCAGAGGCCAGAGAGCUGAGGAAGCUCCAACGCAGCAGAAGGCACCAGGAGGAGGAUCUGACCCAAGAGGAGAAGGACAUGAUGAUGAUGAUGGCAUACUCUAUGGUUCCUGUCAAAGCCCUCAUGGACCUGUGUAACAGCACCAGAGGAGUUUGUUUAACAGGUUUGCCAGGUAGAGCGGGGUCACCAGGACAGCAGGGAAUGCCCGGGCUGGAGGGGAGACGAGGGAGAAGAGGACGCCCUGGUGAAAAAGGAGAACAAGGACCUAAAGGAGACCCGGGUCCUCCCCGACCUAAAGGAGAGACCUGCAAUGAAAUUCUUGUUAAAGAUCCACCUGGUCCGAGGGGUCCACCAGGCCCAGUCGGCCCACCUGGUCCCCCCGGUCCUGCUCGGUGCUGUAAUGAAGUGAGAAACAACACCAGCGAAGAACACAUCCAUCAAGACAACAAGUUGAUGGAUUCAUCUCCUUCUUGGGCGGAUAUAGAAAACUCAACAAUAAACAACACUGAAUCACCAACACCACGCACAGCUGAUGAGAGCAAGGAUGUAUUGAAUGUUACAGCCUUAAAAGAAACUCUUAACACAAGUAAAGACUCUGAGUCAGUACCAGGUCAUCCUGAGUACGGCUACGACACAUUGAAUGAUACCAACACAGAGAAUAUCACAGAUGCAUCAAUUACAUUAUUAACAGCCGCACUUUCUCAAGACCAAAACCUUGGUGCCUUCAAUGGCAGUGGAAACAUUACGGACACCCCCAUGAAAACUGAGUUAGUGUCACCGCGUCCAGCAUACAGACAUGACACGUGGACUCAAAGCAGCAUGGAAAAUGUUACAGACGCAACAAUAAACGUAUUAUCAGUCUUACCAACACCCCAUCGAGCUCAUGAAGCCACAGAGGAUUUUAAUGUUACUGACAAUGAUACCUCGAGAACAGAGAAGGAGUCUGAGCCUGUAUCAUUUGAUAAAAACUACAGCCAGGACACCUUGAAUAAAACAGAAAAUGCUUCAGAUACAACAACUGUAUUAUUGACAGAUCCAAUUUCUGAAGACCAAAACAGUGAUUCCUUCAAUAACAGUGGAGCCAUUACUGAUAUAUCCAUUAAAAGUGACACUUCAUUAUCACCCCAAAACAACAACAAGCUGAAUUUAACUAGCGCUGAACCACCAACUCCACAUCCAACUGAUAACAUCAGUGAUGUUUCUGACUCAGAGAAACAUCAAGACACAACCUUUGAAGCCGAGUCAGUAUCGCUUCCUCAAAAUGACAGCCAUGACACAUCGAAGGACAUCGACAACCACAGAGAUGUUUCUGACUCUGAGAAACUUCAAAACAUAAAACAGGAAACUGAGUCAGUAUCAAUGUAUCAAGACAACGGUAAUGGCACAUUGAACGAUACCAAGAGUGAAAAUGUUACAGAGGCAACAAUAUUAACAGCUCCACUUUCUGCAGACCAAAACAGUGAUGCCUUUAACCACAGUGGAAGCAUUGUUGAUAAACCCAUUAAAAGUGAAUCACCAACUCCACAUUCAGCUGACAACAACAGAGAUGUUUCUGACUCUGAGAAACAUCAAGACACGAAAGUGGAAACUGAGUCAGUAUCAAUGUAUCAAGACAACAGCAACGGCACACUGAGAGAUACCAAGAGUGAAAAUGCUACAGAGGCAACAGUAACAUUGCUAACAGCCCCAGGUUCUGCAGACCAAAACAGUGACGCCUCUAAUAACAGUGGAUUUAUUAUUGAUAAACCCAUGAAAAUUGAAUCAUCAACUCCACAUUCAACUGACAACAAAAAAGAAGUUUCUGACUCUGAGAAACUUCAAGACACAACCUUUGAAGCUGAGACAGAGUCGCUUCCUCAAAACGAAAGCCACAACACAUCGAAGGACACUGAAAUGGUGAAUGCUACCGAGGCGACAAUUACAGCUCAACUGUCUGUGGACCAAAACAGUGAUGCACUCAAUAACGCUACAAAUGCAUUAUUAAAAACCUCAUUGUCUGUAGACCUGGAGAGGGUCAACAACACUGGAAACAUUAACGACACACCAAUGGAAAGUGACUCUUCAUAUCCACUCCAGACUCUUAACAGGAUAAAUGUGACAACCAGUAAAAGAAGGACAAAAACUGAGUGCAACAUUAGGAACAUUACAUGUUCAGAGAACGCCGCAAAAAUGCAAAGCACUUUUGGAGCCUGGAUGUCUGAUGCUUCCAGGGUGGAUCGAAGUCGAUACUGGCUGGCCGAUCAUUUUUCAGGUCGAGUUCUGGUAGAGCACAGGAACAUUUCAACAUCACUGGAUACAAGCAACAAGCUAAUAGAUGUCAACACGUUCUUCCAGGGAUGUGGUCAUGUCGUUUACAAGAGCUCAUUUUACUUUCACAACGGAGGAUCAGACAAACUUAUAAAAUUUGACCUGAACACCAGGAAUUCCAAGUAUCUGAGAAUGGCAAACAGCAGAUAUAACAAACUGAACUAUCUUUUCCACAACUCAAAGACGUAUUUCAAGUUUGCCGUGGAUGAAAAUGGACUGUGGGUCAUUUUUGCACCAGAUAAAGAGGAGGAUAAUAUGAUGGUUGCAAAACUAAAUCCAGAUGCAUUCACAAUAGAGUCUGUCAUUAACACUCAUUACCCUACAACUAAAGCAGGCAAUGCUUUCAUUGUAUGUGGGGUGAUUUAUUUUACAGAUGACAAAGACAGAAGAGUCACAUAUGCCUUUGAUUUGAUGAAAUUGAGUCAUCUGGAUGCAUUCAGAGGUUUUGAUUUAAGGCCAGCUGAUGGCUCUUUGGCUAUGCUGUCAUAUUAUCCUAACAAAAAAGUUCUGUACAUGUGGGACAACAGCAGUGUAAAGACCUGCAAAGUCAAACUCAAAUUCAACUAAGAAUUACCACAAACCUUGUGAAAUUGUUGAGAAACAAAGUUAUUUUUUCAAUCUCAGUUGUUGGUAGUGAAUCUAUUGACCACAAUGGUGGAUGUAAUCAGCAAGAAGGGAUAACGGAAUUUGGAAAUAUUUUAUUAAAUUGAAAAUUACAGACUGCUUCCACAAUAAUCUAUUCAUAUGACCUAAUUUGUUGCAAUAUUUGUUGUUGAAACAGAGUUUUCAUGGUCAAAAUAAUGAAAUAAACAAAUAUAUUUUAUGAAA
Molecule: messenger RNA, 3483 nt
Organism: Eleginops maclovinus (Patagonian blennie)
Lineage: Eukaryota; Metazoa; Chordata; Actinopteri; Perciformes; Eleginopidae
Product: dentin sialophosphoprotein-like
Biological process (GO): signal transduction
Cellular component (GO): cell surface
Source: RefSeq, a predicted model, not a curated record